This is a messenger RNA of Naegleria fowleri, 489 nucleotides long. RefSeq lists its product as uncharacterized. Gene Ontology annotation, biological process: electron transport chain. The record is from RefSeq and is a predicted model, not a curated record. The transcript has a single exon. Lineage: Eukaryota; Heterolobosea; Eutetramitea; Acrasida; Naegleriidae. Bases 1 to 489 code for a protein of 162 amino acids.
AUGAGAAGUUUAAAAUCUUUUCUGUCCUUGUCGAACAAGGUUGUAAUGAACAACAACAAAACCUCUCUCAACAAACUUUCAUCAUGUGUUCAAUUUAAUUUUUAUUCAACAGAAAGAACCACCGGACAUGGAAGUUUAAUUUCUGGUGUUCCUAAGGAUCAAAUUUCAAGAACUGUGAGAAUUUAUAGACCAAGCAAAUCAGCAACACAACAAGGCAUUUCUAAAACACUCAAGUGGAGAGUUGAAUGGAAGAAGCAAUCAGCACACGGAGAAGUGUGGCACGAUCCUAUGAUGGGCUGGAAUGCUACCAAUGAUCCAUUAAUGACUACCUAUAUGUAUUUCAAUUCUUUGGAAGAUGCCAUUGACUACUGUAAGAGUCAGGGGUUUGAAUACGAAAUUGAGGACCCAGAAUCUAAGAAGAGCAGUGAACCAGAAGGAAAGUCUUACGCUUCCAAAUUCAAGUACAGAAAAGAGGAAGAAGAUUGGUAA